This is a messenger RNA of Lates calcarifer (barramundi perch), 2510 nucleotides long. RefSeq names its product ataxin 7-like 2b (gene atxn7l2b). NCBI's taxonomy places the organism in Eukaryota, Metazoa, Chordata, Actinopteri, Centropomidae. The transcript has 9 exons. The coding region runs from base 61 to 2094 and encodes 677 amino acids. The record is from RefSeq and is a predicted model, not a curated record.
UGACGCGGGUGUGAUACGCGUGAACUGACGGUGUCACCUCGUGAACGCGCAAGAGCAGCAAUGGCCGCUUUGAAUCGGCGAAAUCCUAAUCUCGACGAUUUUGUCGGAUUAAACUGGAGUUGUUGGGUAGAUAGGGUGAAUAUUUUACCAUCUGACGCUGGGUCUAAUGUUGAAGACAGCAGCAAGUGUGGGAGGAAGCGAUCUGAGACCAUGACCCUCAUGAAGGAAGAUAUGCACAUAUAUGGCUACUGCCCUGCACAUGAUGAUUUUUAUUUGGUGGUGUGCAGCCACUGUGGUCAGGUGGUGAAGCCUGAAGCCUUUGAGAAGCACUGUGAGAGGCGCCACGGUCCGCUCACAAAAAUGAUGUGCGGCCAGUCAUCUGCUUUGGCUCCACUGCAGCGACCUCGACCUGGCCGUCCUCCUCCAAAUCUUUCCACCUCUAGAGAGAAGGAGAAGGAUGGCAGAGGUCACGAGGGUGGGGCACCAUCCUCAGCAGCGUUACCUGUCCACCAGCACAGGCCUAGUAAGGCCCAGAGGGAGGCAGUGAGUUUGCCUCCAGUGGAAAAGGUUCCUCAGGAGAACCCUCCCCUCCCACACCACUCCUCGUCCACAUCUCGCCCCAGGGUUCCUACAUGGCACUCAGGACCCCUGCCCCCUGGUCUCUGCUCCUCCUCCGCUCCUCCGGCAGAGAGACCCUCGGUGCAGAGAUCCACAGCUGGACAGCCCCAUGAGUCUCACAGUCCUUUGAGGGGAACGAGAACCUACAGCCGGAUUUAUAAAAACAUAGACAAGAAAGAAUGUGACCUGAACAAACACUGCAGAGAUCUGGAUCCAGAAAGGAAGAAGCUGAGCAGCCGGGAGCUUAUAUGCAAUAUUGACUCCAUUCACCAGCAGCAGAAAGCACUGGGAAGGGCCAGGACUUUUGAUCAGCUGGCAGCGGAGCAGAGAACAGCCUCAGCAGGUCGAGAUAUGGAGCAGCUUCUUGUCAAAUUAAAAGAGAAAGAGCAACAUUUGGAAGCUUUUGAAGAGAAAAUAACAACUCAGGGCAGUAGAUACAACUUCAGCAACAACUGCCACAUUCUCAGGUCCAGGGAUCCACAAGAAAACUUUCCAGAAGAGGAAGGUUACAGCACUGUGGAAGUGGAGGUACAGCCUCCCUAUCCCUUCAACCAGAGUCUGCUGUCAAGUGAGGAAAGUGAAGACGAUGAGCAGGAGGAAACCACAGACCUGCCCGCCUCUCCCUGGCACCCCAAACCUCUUGGGCUAUGCACUUUUGGGUGCCGUACACUGGGUUGCAGCAUCUUCACCUUCGAUCGUCGUUUGCACCACCUGAGGUUUGCCCUCAGUGCCAUGUUGGAGCACCAUGUCAGCACACACCUGUGGAAGAAAAUGCCUCAAGUAUCAUCAGGUCUCAGGUCUUGUCAUGUCACGCCAUCAACUGUCAGGACUGCAGCUAGACCCUCUCAGUCCACUGGCUCCCUCAGCCUUGAGCCUGCCUCACUGGGACAACUGGAAACCAAAAACAGUAAGCACAACUCUCAGAGUACCAAACCGCCUUCUUCCACCUCCUCCGCGAACCUCGGGCCCGGCCAAUGCCACAAACCUAUCGGACGGCCCAGUAAGGCUCGGCUGAAGGAGGUGGCCCUUAUGCAAGAUGCAAGCCCAGCACCAAAAGCUACCAGGCUGCCACACAGCAGCGAGGACAAAUCCUCCAGAUACGUCAGGGAUCCCCUGCUCCAAGAGAAGAACCAGCCACACAUCCCCUCCUUUCAAGGACCAGCCAGUGGUACCUUCUCACACGAAAAGAAGCCAUGUCCUCCUCUUCCACUACAGCCCUCAGAGAGACACUUGUCAGGUUCGGAGAGGCGUUCCCCUGUACCUGCAACAACCCACCACUCUCCCCGCAGCAGAGGGAGGUCUCCAGGAAUUCAACAGAGGGUGGUGGGUUAUGAUCGCAAGGGUCGUGGCCAAAAGCGCAAAGGCAGCAGUGAGUCACCGUCACUCGGCUCCUCACUAUCCAGAACCUCCAAGUGUAAGCGCCUGUCCUCUCCUUCUUCGCUCCAGCCUCCCCGCUUGGAAGGGAGAGAGUAUUGAGGACAUGCUUGCUUGGGGCCUGGAGGAAAGAUCCAACUCCUGAGGAGUGAGUAGACUCACUUGCUCUACAUGUAAAAAACUGCAUGCCAGUUUUUUUUAAUGUUGCAUAUCUAUCCCUUUUAGUCUAAAAGACAUGUACUGUAUGUAGUAUGAGUGUCUAAAUGUGGUUCGGGGUGUGUGUGCGUGCGCGUGUGUUGUUGAUUUAUUUAUGUUUUCACAUUUUUACACACAGACAUCAGGAAUAAUUGUUUGUCUGGAUAUUAUUGUAUGCGUUUAUUUUUUGCAAAAUGUCUACUUUCUAAAUGACUAAAUGUCUCACCUGUGUAAGAGCAUAAAAUACCUCAGUCUACUCAUUAUGCUGCUAAAAGGAAAAGUCACUUCAUGGCAAAACAGAUAAAAAUUCUUGAAUCUUUAUA